Leptinotarsa decemlineata (Colorado potato beetle) is the source of this 1298-nucleotide messenger RNA. RefSeq lists its product as uncharacterized. Lineage: Eukaryota; Metazoa; Arthropoda; Insecta; Coleoptera; Chrysomelidae. The record is from RefSeq and is a predicted model, not a curated record. Gene Ontology annotation, molecular function: protein binding. Gene Ontology annotation, cellular component: cytoplasm.
AACCACUUGUGAAGUUUUUCAGGGAGGGAAUAGUUCUGGUGGUAAUAAUAAACAAGUAAAAAUUCGAAAAGAAAUUUUCGGUUCCAGAUGUUUAAAGUUUAGUUUUUACAGAUUGUUAUAUCCAAUGAAGUUAUUUUUAAUUUCAGAGCAUAUACAGAAAGAUGACCUGUAAAUGACGAAUCACCAAAAUAAUGAAUAGAGAAUUGAAACCAAGCAAAGAAGAAAUAACAAAACUAUUGAGAGCAGCUCAAAAAGGAGAUCUAACAUGCAUUGAAUUCAUCCUAACUAAGUACACUAAGUUCCAUUGGAGUGAAAUUUUUUAUGAGAAAACUGGCGAUACAGUCCUUCAUUGUGCUGCCAGAUUAGGGCACAUCAGUAUAAUUCAUUACCUUAUAUCAAGAUUCACGCCUACAGCGAUAGAUUGUAAGAACAAAGAUGACAAGACUCCGUUGCACGAAGCUGCUCAAUUCUCCCAGUUUGAAAGUUGCAAAAUCCUCAUAGAAUAUGGGGCUAACGUUAAUGCUCUGAAACGAGCUGACUGGACUCCUCUCAUGUUGGCUUGUACCAAACUCAACCCUCAGAAUAGUUGGCAAACUGUUCAUUUACUCUUGGAAAAUAAAAGUAUUGUGAAUUAUAAGAAUAAGGAUGGAUGGACUUGCGCCCACCUAAUAGCACGUGAAGGGGAUGAAACAAUUUUCAAAUUACUGAUCGAAUACGGUUUGGAAGUGAGAGCAAAAACCAGUAAUGGACGAACAGCUCUCCAUAUAGCUGCCCUGCAUGGCAAAUUGAAAAUUGUUGAAGUUCUGUUGGAUUUGGAUUGUGACGUAAAUGAAAAGGACAAUUGUGGCAAUACUCCUCUACAUGAAGCUUUGUUAGGAAAUAAUAUUGAUAUAUUUAGAAUCCUUAUAAGUUGUGGAGCUGAUAUUUGUGCCAAAAACCACUGCGAUUAUGGUUUAUUCCAUUUGGCGGCUUGUGAAGGAAGUUUGGAAGUUAUCCAAUACAUAUUAGAUGUAUUGAAGCUUGAUGUGAAUGAGGUCAAUAAGCUAGGUCUUACUCCAUUGCACUGUGCUGCGAGAAAAGGCCGAAAAGUAAUUUAUGAGUUUUUGGUACAGAAUGGGGCCAGUGAAGCCUCUAUAGACAAUUUUGGCAGGCAAGCUCUGGACUAUUUACAAUAAUACUGAUUAUGCAUUAUCUUUUUUCACAAAACAUUUUUUAAUAUCCAUAUUUCACACCCUUAUGUUAUAAUUUACAUCUUUACUUUAAAACCACACCAUCUGAAAUACAUUUUUGAUUAGGUA